AUGGCGGAUCCUAGUCGGGGGCGCAGUGGCGGCUGCUGUCCGCCGAUGGAUCUGAUGCGGUCGGAGGAGAUGCAGCUCGUGCAGGUUAUCGUUCCCAUCGAGUCCUCUCACCUUACCAUCUCCUAUCUCGGCGAUCUCGGUCUUCUUCAAUUUAAAGAUCUUAAUGCAGACAAAAGCCCCUUCCAACGAACGUAUGCCAACCAGAUCAAAAGAUGCGGAGAGAUGGCGCGGAAGCUACGCCUUUUUAGGGAACAAAUGACAAAGGCUGGAAUAUCUUCAGCAGCAAUGGCUGAUACAUGGACUCAUGUAGAUUUUGAUGACUUGGAGAUAAAACUUGGGGAGCUUGAAGCUGAGCUUGUCGAAGUUAAUGCAAAUAACGAAAAGUUGCAGCGAACUUAUAAUGAACUGUUGGAGUAUAAGCUUGUUCUUCAGAAGACUGGCGAGUUCUUCUACUCAGCUCAAAGUAGCGCUACUGCCCAGCAGAGAGAAAUUGGAGCACAUCAAGUUGGCAUUGGUUCACUUGAGAGUCCUUUGUUGGAGCAAGAGAUGUCAUCAGAUCCUUCGAAACAAGUUAAACUUGGGUUUAUGUGUGGACUUGUGCCCAAGGAGAAGUCUAUGGCUUUUGAAAGAAUCUUGUUCCGUGCUACUAGAGGGAACGUUUAUCUCAAACAAGUUCAAAUUGAUGAGCCUGUCACUGACCCAGUUUCUGGAGAGAAGGUUGCAAAAAAUGUUUUUGUGGUCUUUUACUCUGGAGAAAGAGCAAAGAUUAAGAUCUUAAAAAUUUGUGAAGCUUUUGGAGCCAACCGUUAUCCAUUCACAGAAGACUUUGGCAAGCAGAUGCAAAUGACAGAGGAGGUUUCUGGAAGAAUAACAGAACUGAAGACGACCAUUGAUAUUGGAUUACUUCACCGUGAUAAUAUACUGAAAAAUAUUGCCCACCAAUUUGAACAGUGGAAUCAUUUGGUUAGGAGAGAGAAAUCUAUAUUCCAUACUUUAAACAUGCUAAGUCUUGAUGUUACCAAAAAAUGCCUAGUUGGUGAGGGCUGGUGUCCUGUUUUUGCGACAAGUCAGAUUCAAGAUGCACUUCAGCGGGCUACCUUUGAUAGCAAUUCCCAGGUUGGGUCUAUUUUCCAGGUUCUGCAAACAGGAGAACUCCCUCCUACAUAUUUCCAGACAAACAAAUUUACCACUGCAUUUCAGGAAAUUGUUGACGCAUAUGGUGUUGCAAAGUAUCAAGAAGCAAAUCCUGGUGUAUUUACGAUCAUUACAUUUCCUUUUCUGUUUGCGGUCAUGUUUGGAGAUUGGGGUCAUGGUCUGUGCUUGCUAGUUGCAACUUUGCUUCUCAUAAUCCGAGAAAAGAAGCUAUCUAGUCAGAAACUCGGGGACAUCAUGGAAAUGACCUUCGGUGGUCGCUAUGUAAUUUUGAUGAUGUCGGUUUUCUCAAUUUACACGGGACUAAUCUACAAUGAAUUUUUUUCAGUCCCAUUUGAACUUUUCGGUCCAUCUGCCUAUGCAUGCCGUGAUGCUUCCUGCAGGGAUGCUACUACUGAGGGGUUGAUUAAAGCAAGACGUACAUAUCCAUUUGGUGUUGAUCCCAAGUGGCAUGGUACACGGAGUGAGCUGCCAUUUCUCAAUUCUUUGAAGAUGAAAAUGUCCAUCCUUCUUGGAGUUGCACAAAUGAACCUUGGAAUUUUCUUGAGCUAUUUCAAUGCGAAGUUCUUUGGGAAUAGUAUUAAUAUUUGGUAUCAAUUUGUUCCUCAGUUGAUAUUCUUGAACAGUCUGUUUGGUUACCUUUCUCUACUCAUCAUUGUUAAAUGGUGCACUGGUUCAAAAGCAGAUCUAUACCAUGUGAUGAUAUACAUGUUUCUUAGCCCAACAGAUGAACUUGGUGAGAAUGCGCUAUUUCCUGGCCAAAAGAUGCUUCAGCUUGUAUUACUUGCACUAGCACUUAUAUCUGUUCCUUGGAUGCUGUUUCCGAAGCCCUUCCUUUUAAAGAAGCAACAUCAAGAAAGACAUCAAGGACAGGCUUAUACUAUGCUUCAUGGAAAUGAUAACUCACUUGAAGUGGAAGACAAUGGGGCACAUGACCAUGAAGAAUUUGAAUUUAGUGAGGUUUUUGUUCACCAACUGAUACAUACAAUUGAGUUUGUCCUUGGAGCUGUUUCCAACACUGCUUCAUAUCUUCGACUGUGGGCUCUCAGUCUUGCUCAUUCGGAACUUUCCACUGUGUUCUAUGAGAAGGUCCUCCUCCUUGCAUGGGGGUUCAACAAUGUCUUUAUUCUCAUCAUCGGCUUCGUAGUCUUCAUCUUUGCAACAAUCGGCGUUUUGCUUGUGAUGGAAACAUUAAGCGCGUUCUUGCAUGCCCUGAGGCUUCACUGGGUGGAAUUCCAGAACAAAUUUUAUGAGGGAGAUGGGUACAAGUUUGCGCCAUUUUCAUUCACAUUACUCUCAGCAGAGGAUGAUUAGUUGCACCACAUCGCAUGGAGAUUGUAUAGCAGUUUCAUCGGUUUUAUCGGAUGGAAAUUAUUUCAUGUGCCGUAAAUUUCUUGUUUUUAUUCCGCAAUUCAUAUUGAGGCAUGUGGUUUGCACAUAUGCGAAUAUAUUAUUUUCAUCGACUGCUCAGGUGAUGUUGAUCUCGCCAUCGUCAUUCUUGAUUAUGAAAUGGCCCCUUUGGUAAGUGCUUUUUGCAGGUUUUAAUAAAGUCAUUUUGGUGUAUGAGGUGCGGAACAUGGUUUUAUUUCUGCCAUUUUACAUCAUGUAAUUUAAUGUGAAGCAAAUCUUGUAUAAGAUCAAAUUGAUGUUAUGGUAAAUUUUUUGAGGUAAGUACCUGCAAUCUUUCUAUGAA
This is a messenger RNA of Dioscorea cayenensis subsp. rotundata (Guinea yam), 2845 nucleotides long. RefSeq names its product V-type proton ATPase subunit a2-like. The coding region runs from base 1 to 2466 and encodes 821 amino acids. Gene Ontology annotation, molecular function: proton-transporting ATPase activity, rotational mechanism; ATPase binding. The record is from RefSeq and is a predicted model, not a curated record. Gene Ontology annotation, cellular component: vacuolar proton-transporting V-type ATPase, V0 domain; vacuolar proton-transporting V-type ATPase complex. The transcript has 18 exons. Gene Ontology annotation, biological process: vacuolar acidification; proton transmembrane transport. Lineage: Eukaryota; Viridiplantae; Streptophyta; Magnoliopsida; Dioscoreales; Dioscoreaceae.